CUCCCCCCGCCCUAAGCUGCAGUGCCCGCUCGACCGCAAGCAGCUGGGCCCUUCCUUUUCCGGCCUUGUGGAAACAAGCUGACGGCAGACGUAAACACCAAGGUGUGGAAAGAGCUUCUUCCUUCGGUGGUCUCAUCAGUCAGGCCCCCUCGCACCAUUUGAAGGAAAACACAGGUCACCCAGCCUUCUGUACCCCCACCAGAGUCAGCGGACACCCACCGACGCGCCUUUCUAAUCUCCUUCGAGUGAAGCGCCAGUGUCGGUCGAGAGAUGCCGCCCCCAGUCACUGGCCCCCCCGCUGUGCCCCCGCCCGACGGCGGCUGGGGCUGGGCCGUGGUGGUGGCGUCCUUCAUAUCCAUCGGCUUCUCGUAUGCCUUCCCCAAAGCCAUCACCGUCUUCUUCAAGGACAUCCAGAUCAUCUUCGGGGCCUCGUACAGCGAAAUCGCCUGGAUCUCUUCCAUCAUGCUCGCCGUCAUGUACGCCGCAGGUCCCGUCAGCAGCGUGCUCGUGAACACGUACGGCUGCAGACCCAUCGUCAUGAUGGGGGGCUGCCUGUGCGCCGUGGGCAUGACCCUGGCUUCGUUCUGCACCAGCGUGGUGCAGCUUUACCUCUGCAUCGGCGUGAUCGGCGGACUCGGCUUGGCGUUUAACCUGCAGCCAGCCCUCACCAUGAUCGGCAAAUACUUCUACAAGAAGCGUCCGAUCGCCAACGGGUUGGCCAUGGCCGGCAGCCCCGUGUUCCUCAGCACCUUGGCCCCACUCAACCAGUACCUGUUCAACCACUUCGGCUGGCGGGGGAGCUUCCUCAUCCUGGCCGGCCUGCUGCUCAACUGCUGCGUGGCCGGCUCGCUCAUGAGGCCCCUGGGACCGCCGCCCUCCAAGCUGAAAAAGGACCAAGUGGCCAGCGCCAAGGAAAGGCGGACGCCGUGGCAACUCCUCAACAAGUACCUGGACCUGUCGCUCUUUAAACACCGCGGCUUCCUCAUCUACCUAUCCGGCAACGUCAUCAUGUUCCUCGGCUUUUUCGCGCCCAUCGUCUUCCUGGCUGCUUACGCCAAAGACAUGGGUGUGGACGAGUAUUCCGCGGCUUUCCUCCUCUCCAUCCUGGCUUUCGUGGACAUGUUCGCGCGACCGUCGAUGGGCCUGCUGGCCAAUUCGCGGUGGAUCAGGCCCAAGAUUCAGUAUUUCUUCAGCUUCGCCGUACUGUACAACGGCGUGUGCCACAUCCUCUGCCCGCUGGCCAACUCCUACACCGGCCUCGUGGUGUACGCCGUGUUCUUCGGUUUUGCGUUCGGAAUGGUCAGCGCCGUGCUCUUCGAGAGUCUCAUGGACCUGGUCGGGGCGCCUCGGUUCUCCAGCGCGGUCGGACUCACCACCAUUGUGGAAUGCUGCCCAGUCCUCCUCGGACCACCAAUAGCAGGGAAACUGGUCGACGUCACCAAAAAUUACAAGAUCAUGUAUUUCUGCUGCGGCGCCGUCGUGAUCUUGGCGAGCAUUUGGCUCUUCAUCGGCAACUUCAUCAACUACCGGCUCGUGGAGCGCGAUCGCAAACGCGAGCAGUACAAGCCCACCGGAUCGGAGGAUCCCGACGUGCCUCGGAAGCAGGCAGAGGCGGAGGUCAACGAGCCGGAUGAGGAGAAAGGAAGGGAACCUAUACAGCGGGAAACCAACAUGUAAGACUUUUUUUUUUGUUAGUUUUAUUUCCGAAGCUUUCUCACGCCAUCGGCGUCGAACAAAGCGAGGUUCAAGCCGAGAGAGAGUGCCUCGCGGUGUUCCGCCUGCAUCCUUUCAAGGUCCUCUGCAACUUCUCAAAAACUGUGAAAGGAACGAGUGUACAGAACAAUACAUAAAGACUCAUCGGAUUCACUGAUAACUCCAAAUGUUCCACAUUGUCACAAGCACUCACAAAAAGUGGAAAAAAAAUCAACACAUUUAGCGUGGAAAAAGCCAAAAUGUUGCAAUCAAUGUCCUAGAAUGUAAUCAAAAUGUGGCAAUAGUGCAUUGCCACUUUUUAUGGACCGAACCAGCUCCCCAAAUGUGUUAAAUAAACCUCUCAACGUACGGAUGACCAUUAAAGCUCUAAAACGGCUCCGACUGGUUACCCGUGACGACAUAAUUUAUGCAAGGCAGUCGGCGAGCCCUGAGUAUGUUGCCGAGCAGGAAAUGCAAUACAAAAGCUUCUCAUUGCUAAAUACGACUGUUUCCCUUGACCCCCCUCCCCCCUCCCCCCUCCCUGGUGCCCUCUAAUAAUAAUAACCAAAAGCAUCUGCGUAACAUUGAAUAAUAUACACGACGCUGGUCACUUCAUUAGGUACACCCAAGAGGUCUAGUAACUAAGAAUUGUGAUUGUUUUCCCACAGAACUUGAAUGAUAUCAUGUUUAUUUUCUCCUUUUGCCUAAUGAGCAGAUUUUAUUGGGGUCGCUGUUGGGGCUGAAUGAUUUAGGAUGAAAUGUGAAACUUUUAUUUUAUUUUAUUUUAUUUUCCACUCAAUAUUGCAACGGUGAUUUAAUAUGCAAAUAAUUUUAAUUCAGUUAAGGGUAACAUUUCGUCUGUCUUCUGUUUCAUGCUUGAAUACGGACAAUGCUUGAAUACGGACAAUGCAACAUCUGGAAUAUGUCAACGGUCAAAUUGCAGCCUUUGCAAUUAAAAUCUGUUAUCAUAUCGCAAUUAUUAUUGCAAAUGUAAAAUUAUCAUUUAGUCCUAGUAGACGUCGCCUUAAUUGUAACGGAAGGAAUAAUCCUGGAAGUAGUGGAAAGUCAUUGUUACUGAAGUCAGAAACGCUUAUACGUGAAAUUAUUUUAUUUUGUCUUUGUUCCUACAAAAAAACAAAACAUUUGUGCUGUUGCUGCAUUUCUCUCCAAAGCCAGUCGUGCUGUUGACCAAAACCGUCCACGUAGUCAUUUUCCAAAGCAUUUUCUUUCCAAAUAAUAAUAUUCCUCAUGAAAGUUGGCCAAGUGUGCAAACGUCAAAACAAAAAAAAAACAGCUGCUACACAUUUAUGAGUUUCUAGUUCAAUGGAGCACUUUAUUUCAUUGCGUUCCACCCGAGAUUCUCCCCGGAAACGGAGCCAGUUGAAAAUGGACGAUUGUGUAAUUUUUGCAGCGCGAUUUUUUUCGAUGUUAGCAAAGUCCACCGUCACUGUGCUUUGUAUGACUUUGAAUGUUUUCUCGUUGAAUCGAUAGAAAAGAUGCACGUUUACUAUGCAAACUCCCUUUUGUCCCUGCUGAUUUUCAAGGAGUGUGGGGAAAUAAGCCGGGCUGUCACUUUUUAACGGUGAAACGCCGCCCCCUGCUGUUCGCGUCAGGUUAAUCCGGCUGUGUGCUCGUUCCUGUUGAGAAUCGUUCGAAGCUGUGAUGCGCUUGAAAACAUGUCGCUGCUAGAGACGGGACGUUCUCCUCUUUUAUUCCAUGUUGUACCGAGAAAGAAGGCAAACGUGUCUUUGUUUUUGGGCCGGCAUAUUUAUUCACUGAACAAAAAAAAAAGUAGGCUAUGUGAACUAGAAGCAGACUUAAAAUCGAUCUGCUGUAUAUUUUUUAAUUUAUUUUUUGGGGCUUGUUUGGUUUGAAUUAGCAGGGUCCCAAAAAAAGAAACUUGGCGGAUGAUUUUGAACAAACACGGUUUUGCUACUUGGAGGUUUUCGAGUGACUCUCUGGUGCCUUGUUAUAUUAUAUCAUCAUCAUGAACAUACACUUGCGUUGUUCAGAGUCGGCUUCUUGUUUGAGUUUCCGUCAGUAAAUAGCCGACGCUGAAGGCUUUGCAAAUUGUCUUGUUGAUGUUUGACCUGUAGCGGACAAAUUUAAGGUCAACCGGAUGUCAUUUCUGGAUGGCAGCGUGUUAUACCGGAGACAAAUUCCUUCUGUGUUCUACAUACUUGGCCAAUAAAGAUGAUUCUGAUUCUUAUUCACUACCUCUGCAGAUGUCCUUUCGCGCUGAGGACAAACAAUACAGCAGGGGUGUCGAUACAAAUGACGUUUUAUUUUUUUUCUGGUGUCUCCUUAUAGGUCAAUAAAAUAUAUUUCCAACCCCAAAA
Molecule: messenger RNA, 4031 nt
Organism: Hippocampus zosterae (dwarf seahorse)
Lineage: Eukaryota; Metazoa; Chordata; Actinopteri; Syngnathiformes; Syngnathidae
Exons: 6
Coding region: 271-1677 (468 amino acids)
Biological process (GO): monocarboxylic acid transport; transmembrane transport
Cellular component (GO): membrane
Molecular function (GO): monocarboxylic acid transmembrane transporter activity
Source: RefSeq, a predicted model, not a curated record